This is a messenger RNA of Helianthus annuus (common sunflower), 4956 nucleotides long. RefSeq lists its product as uncharacterized. The record is from RefSeq and is a predicted model, not a curated record. The transcript has 2 exons. Lineage: Eukaryota; Viridiplantae; Streptophyta; Magnoliopsida; Asterales; Asteraceae. Bases 1 to 4956 code for a protein of 1651 amino acids.
AUGGAUGUUCGUUCCAAGACUGGUGACGCUACUGCUAGUGUCUUGCAUGACCGCGGGAAACCGCCUGACCCGCUGAACAAUUUUGCUAAUAAACCGACCGACCUAGAUGGAUCUGAUUACUUGAAUGAAACGGUGGGUGAGGAGAUGCCUACACCGGGUACAGCACCAAUUCGUGGGAUCGGGUUACGAGUUACUAACAUUGAAGGCAACCCUCUACUUCCGAGAAGAGGUAUGUUUUCUACGUCGAAUGUAUCGGUUUUGGAUGGGUUGAUGAGUAUUUCUAAACCUGUGGAAAACUUAUUUGCUGCUGGAGUAUCUUCGUCGACGACUAGCAAGGAUGAUAAUGCUGGUCAGUGCCAUGAGACUCUUUCGUUUGCUAAUGUGGUCCAAAGGAAUAAGGCGGAUGUUAAAGUGAAUUUUCGUUCCUUAGAGACGAGUGAGAAACAGGAUGGGUGUGAUGUGGUCCUUUCUAGGGAAUCGGUCAAAGUUGUGCAUGAUAAGCUUGCUAACACGCUAUAUGGGUAUUUCUUGGGGGACCGGGUUGCUUUUCCCGUGGUGGACUACUUUGUCAGAAAUAAUUGGAAGCGGUAUGGACUGCAGAAGUCAAUGAUGAAUGCCAACGGCUUUUUCUUCUUCAAAUUUGCUGAUCAAGCAGGUAUGCAAAAGGUUCUUACUGAGGGGCCAUGGAUUAUUCGUUCACAGCCGUUAUUUUUAGAAGUGUGGUCGCCAUCGUUAAAGCUUGAGAAAAAAGAAGUGAAAAAGGUUCAGGUUUGGGUAAAAUUCCAUGAGGUUCCUCUAGCGGCGUAUACGGAGGAUGGUUUAAGUCUAAUUGCUACAACUAUUGGUGUGCCAAAGGCUUUGGUUUCGUUCACCACGUCUAUGUGCGUUGAUGGUUGGGGGAGAAGCAGCUAUGCUCGGGCUCUGGUAGAAAUUUCAGCAGAUUCUGAACUGAAAGAAGAGUUAACGAUUGCGGUUCCUUGUCUUGAUGGGGAUGGGUUUGUAAAGGAGAAGGUCUACGUUGAAUAUGAAUGGUGUCCUCAUAGGUGUGGCCGAUGCUGUGUUUUCGGGCACACCCAUGAAAAUUGUCCUCUGCAGGCGCCUAGCGUGUCAAAAGAUAAAAAACAACAACAUAAGGGUCCGGGUUAUGAUAGAAAGAUGAAGCAGCCGGUUCAGGAUCCUGGUCCGUCAAAGAGGCAAUCUACUGUGGAUGACGAUGGGUAUACUACUGUGCUAGGAAAGAAGGCAGCGAAAAAAGUGGGUUUUAAUGUCAAUAAACCGAAGCCAAAAUUUGAAUAUCGCCCAGUUUCUACUAAUCGGAAAGAUAACGGGAAGUCUAAAUCGGAAUCAACUAAUGUGGUGUCUCGAAAUCCUUUUGAUGCUUUGAAUGAAGUGAAUGAGGAACAAGGCCAUAGUAGUAAAUCGGCUGGAGAUGGUAAUGACCCGAGUGCUAAUGAGGAACCGGAUGGGGGUAGGCCAGAUCCGGCCCAAGUAAAUCUGGAUGAUGAUGAGCUUGUUGAUGAUUUUUACGAAGCGGAUGGCUAUGAAAUGGAUGGUUUUUUGAGGCAAGGAACUAUUAACACUAAAAAAGGGGCAAGCACUCCUUCUUCAUCGGUGCUCAAUGCAAACUACUAUAUUAGUCGGAGGGAUUUGUGGAAACAGCUUUCUUUGCAUAAGAAUUUUGUUUGUAAUGAACCUUGGGUCAUUCUAGGUGAUUUUAAUUCGGCGUUGAAUCUUGAGGAUAAAUCUAUGGGUUGUUCCUCGGUGUCCCUGAGCAUGAAAGAAUUUCAAGAGUGUGUGGAUGAAAUUGAGAUGGUAGAUAUAAAACGCACUGGUAUCCAUUUCACGUGGAAUCAGAAACCAAAGAAAGGGAUUGGGCUAAUGAAAAAGAUAGACAGAGUUAUGGGAAAUCCUCAUUUUAUAGAAAAGUUUCCGAGUGCUUUUGCUGAUUUUCAUCCUUCUCGGUUAUCGGAUCACUGCUCGUGUGUGGUUAGCGUCCCGGAUAUGGAAAAUAGAAAACACCGGCCUUUUAAAUUUGCUAAUUUUCUGGCGUAUAAACCUGAUUUUUUGCCGAUUGUGGAGAAGGGGUGGGGUAUGUCCAUUGAUGGAGUGUAUCAAUUUUCAGUUGUUAAAAAGCUUCGUCUGUUGAAAUCUCCGUUACGUGCGCUGCUUUAUCAUCAAGGAAACUUGCAUAAAAAAGUUGAAGAGCUUAGAGUUAAGCUUGACCGUAUUCAGUGUGAUAUGGAUAAAGAUCCGUCUAGUCUUACGCUGCGAGAGGAGGAAGCUAUUACUAGAAGUGAUUUUCAAACCGCGUUGUUAGACGAAGAGAGGUUUUUGAAGCAAAAAUCUAAAGUGGACUGGUUAGCGGCCGGGGAUAUGAAUACGGCCUUCUUCCACUCGACACUCAAGAAUAGAGUUCACUAUAGCCGUAUUGAGGUGAUUCGUGAUGUUCGAGGGAAUGUUUAUACGGAUGAGAUGGUUUCGGGAGCUUUUGUUGAUCACUAUGAGCACUUUUUGGGCUGCCCGGGUAAUCCGACUAUUAGUCCGACUCCUGAUUUGUUCUCUAAAAAGUUAGAGAGGGAUGUUGCUCGCCAUAUGGUCCGUCCGGUUACUCCUGAUGAGGUUAAAAGGGCAAUGUUCUCCAUGGGUUCGGAUAAAGCCCCUGGUCCUGACGGGUUUACAGCGGGUUUUUUUAAGAAUGCAUGGCCUAUUGUUGGUGAUGAGGUAUCAAAAGCUGUUAUAGAUUUCUUUGCUACAGGGAAACUUUUAAGGGAAUUAAACCACACGCUUAUUGUUCUUAUUCCCAAGACAUCCUCGCCAUCUGUGGUUACGGACUAUCGUCCGAUUGCUUGCUGUAAUGUGCUAUACAAGUGUAUUAGCAAGAUUGUUGCUGACAGGAUCAAAGGAGUGCUUAAUGACAUUGUGAGUGUCAACCAGUCGGCUUUCGUUCCAGGUAGAAAAAUUUCCGAUAACAUUCUGUUAACUCAAGAGUUGAUGCAUAAUUAUCAUAGAAACAUCGGCCCCCCUAAAUGUGCGUUUAAAGUGGACAUCCAGAAAGCUUACGAUACUGUUGAUUGGGCGUUUCUAAAGAACAUUUUGGUGGGUUUUGGGUUUCAUAGCAGCAUGGUUCAUUGGAUCAUGGUUUGUGUUUCCACGACCACGUUUUCGGUUUGUAUUAAUGGUGAUGUUCAUGGUUUUUUCAAGGGUAAGAGGGGGUUGCGUCAGGGAGAUCCUAUCUCUCCAUAUCUUUUUACCCUUGUGAUGGAGAUCCUCACGGCUAUUCUUCAGCAGACGGUAAGGAUAGACUCUUCGUUUAAGUUCCAUAUCAGGUGCGAACGUCAGCAGAUUAUAAACCUGUGUUUUGCGGAUGACUUAUUUAUUUUCGCUAGGGGCGAGAUUGCGUCGGCUAGAUGUAUAAUGAAAGCGCUCAAUUCUUUUUCUAAGAUGUCGGGUUUGGCGCCUAAUGUCCAGAAAAGUACAGUAUUUUUCUCUAAUGUUCCAUCGUUUGUUAAAACUGCUAUUCUGAAUAUAAUGCCGUUUAUUGAGGGGUCGUUGCCAGUGAGAUACUUGGGAGUUCCUCUUAUAUCGUCUAAGUUAUUGUACAAAGACUGCCAGGUGUUGGUGGAGAAGCUUGGAAAACGUAUUAUGCAUUGGAGGAAUAAAUUACUUUCGUUUGCAGGUAGACUGCAACUUAUUACUUCGGUAUUGUCUUCUCUGCAUGUUUACUGGUCUUCAGUGUUUAUCCUGCCUGCUCGAGUCGUCUCUAGCCUGGAAGCUUUGAUGCGUAAUUUUCUAUGGUCUCAUGACAGUUCGUUCCAGAGGGGCAGGGCAAAGGUUUCUUGGAAUACUGUUUGUGUUCCUAAGUAUGAGGGUGGGUUGGGGAUUCGUCGUAUUGGUGAUGUUAAUAAGGCCCUUAUCUCUGCGCACAUAUGGAGCAUUUUAUCUAAACGUGAAUCGUUAUGGGUUGAUUGGGUUCAUUCGUACAGGUUACGAGGUAAAAGUUUCUGGGCUUGUAAUACCCCUUCUUCUUGUUGCUGGUCGUGGAGGAAAAUUAUUCAACUUCGGCCGGAAAUGAGGAGUUUUGUUUGGGCUGAGAUUGGGAAUGGUUUAUCGACUUCAGCUUGGUUCGACUCGUGGAGCAAUAUAGGUCCGUUGUUUCAAUUUUUUACUCCGAGACAAAUUGCAAAUGCAGGUUUCAGUUUGGAUGCCAAGGUGGCUGAUUUAUGGUUAAAUUCUUCGUGGGGUUGGCCGAUUGAGUGGAGACAUCGUCUCCCGGCUCUUAAUCAGAUUGAUACUCGAUCUAUUCAGCCGGCUAAGGAAGACAAGUUUUUGUGGCGUCAAGGGGAUCACCUUCAUGAGUUUUCAACGGCUCGGGCUUGGGAUUCCUUUAGACAUCGAGAGGUGGAGGUAGAGUGGUGCCGUAUUGUUUGGUUCAGUCAAUGCAUCCCUCGCCAUGCGUUCUUAAUGUGGCUUAUUAUGAGACGUAAGUUACUCACUCAAGAUAAGAUUUUAAGCUGGGAUAUCUCGCGGAGAAAAAACAUGAACAUGAUGUGCUGUUUGCUUUGUUACGCAAAUCAUGAUUCUCAUAACCAUCUGUUCUUCGAGUGUAAAUUCUCGGAUCAGGUUUGGCACAAAGUUAGACAUAAAGCGGGUAUGGAGUCGGUUGCUUCUAAGUGGGAUGACAUUGUUAAUUGGCUUGUAACUCGGUCCAGGUCGAAAUCAGCUGGAAGCUAUGUUGCAAGAUUAUUGGUAGCCGCCACUGCGUAUCUCAUUUGGCAGGAGCGUAAUGCGAGAUUAUUCAAGAAUGAGUUGAGACCACCAGAAGCUAUUAUUGAUCUUAUUUUCCAACAGGUCCGAUAUAAAUUGAUGGGAGCGAAGCUAAAGAAUUGUGAAAAUGUCCGAAGGCUUCUUGGCGAAUGGGGAAUCAUUGGAGUUAACCUUCAUGAAGAUGGUGGCUGA